Molecule: messenger RNA, 1728 nt
Organism: Ziziphus jujuba (common jujube)
Lineage: Eukaryota; Viridiplantae; Streptophyta; Magnoliopsida; Rosales; Rhamnaceae
Exons: 2
Coding region: 1-1728 (575 amino acids)
Source: RefSeq, a predicted model, not a curated record
AUGCACGAUGGGGAAGGGGAGGAAAUGAUCACUGAAAUAUCCGACAUCGAAAAUUCUCUUCCAAAAAUCUCACUGCAUGCCAUUACCGGAGCCACCCAUCCUCAGACCUUUCGGGUUAAAAGUAAAAUUCAAAACAUUGAGGUAACAACCUUGAUUGAUGGAGGGAGCACACACAACUUUAUGGAUCAGACACUAGUAAAACGUCUUGGUCUCUCCAUGGAUCAAGGGAACAAGCUUCCUGUAAUGGUAGCUAAUGGGGACCGAAUUGAGUGUGUUGGAAAAUGUAUGGGGCUCACAUUAACAGUACAAAAUUGCCCAGUGCAAUCUGAUUUUUAUGUACUUCCUGUAGCAGCUUGCCCGAUAAUUCUUGGGGUGCAAUGGUUGGAAACUCUCGGUCCAAUAGAAACGGACUAUCGUCAACUCACCAUGAAGUUUAAAUUGGAUGAUCGGCCCUACCAACUUCAAGGCAUCCAGCGAGCAUCAAUUUCUGCUUUGGAAGUCAGCGACCUUUGUGGAGUAGAGCAGGUCGCAUGUUUUUUGCUAACGACUGAGGUGGAUACCUUUUGUGAACAUGAAUCAUCCCUGGAGGAACUUGAGCGGCUGUUGGAAGAAUUUCAGAGGGUGUUCGACACUCCCAGUGGGCUGCCUCCACCACGAGCUCAUGACCACACCAUUCCUCUCUUACCAAAUCAGCCCCCGGUCAGCGUUCAACCUUACCGUUAUCCAUAUUAUCAGAAAUCAGAAAUUGAAGCAAUAGUGAAGGAGUUUUUGGAUGCAGGAAUAAUCCGUCCUAGCAACAAUCCCUUUUCUUCACCGGUUUUAUUGGUCAAGAAAUCAGAUGGUAGCUGGCGAUUUUGUGUGGACUUUUGGGCGCUUAAUAAAAUUACCAUCAAAGACAAAUAUCCAAUUCCUGUCAUUAAUGAACUUCUAGAUGAAUUACAUGGGUCGAAAUUUUUUACGAAGCUGGAUCUACGAUCAGGGUAUCAUCAAAUCCGGAUAAAGGAGGCAGAUAUCGGCAAAACAGCGUUUCGUACACAUGAGGGUCACUACGAGUUUGUAAUCAUGCCCUUCGGGCUCACAAAUGCUCCUGCAACGUUCCAAGUCUACAGUCAAUCUUGGAAUGACCAUGUAAUUCAUCUACGCACUGUAUUGGAUAUUUUACCUACUAAUCGGUUCUUUGCAAAGAAAUCAAAAUGCCAUUUUGGAGUUCAGCAGGUGGAUUACUUGGGCCACAUUAUCAAUAGCGACGGUGUUAGUCUCGACCCAGCAAAAAUUGAGGCAGUCAUCAGUUGGCCAAGGCCGACAACGACAAAAGGGGUCCGUGAUUUCUUGGGGCUUGCCGGUUAUUAUCGAAAGUUCAUCAGUGGUUUUGGAGGCAUCGCCGCUCCUCUUAAUAAGCUACUAUCUAAAACUGGGUUUCAUUGGGAUUCCAAAGCCGAGGAAGCCUUCACACGUCUGAAGACAAUGCUCACCACUCCACCAGUUUUACGCCUUCCUGAUUUUAUUCAGCCAUUCAUUGUCGAAAGUGAUGCUUGCAGUGAAGGAAUCGGCGUUAUUCUGCUUCAAAAGGACAAACUAGUCGCUUAUUACAGUGCGGCUUUAAAAGGGGCACCGCUUUCAUGGUCCACGUAUGAAAAAGAGAUGCUAGCAAUUGUAAAAGCCAUACAAAAAUGGAGGCCUUAUCUGCUGGGGAAACCUUUCUUAGUUGAAAGGAUCACCGAAGCCUGA